AUGGCGAAUUUAUUUCUCCGAAAAACAUUGUCCUGUAAUCAGUUUAGGACGUUGCAUAAGACUACAGUUAACUACAAUGUGCCGGUGCCCAUCACUUUCAAUAGUUACAAGAACCAGCAAAAAUUCCGUGAGGUCCAGUCUGAAGUACUGAACACCUUGAUGUCUAGCCCCAGAUUCGAACACCAGCUGAUUGAUGUUGAACAAUGGAUGACAAAGUUGCUAGAUUAUACACUAGAAGGAGGAAAAAGAGGUAGAGGUUUAGCAGUACCAUUUGCAUAUGAAAUGAUGGAAGAUCCAAAAGACUUCACUAAGGAAAACCUCCACAGAGCUCGAGUUUUGGGGUGGGCCGUGGAGAUAAUACAAGCAUAUCUGCUAACUGUAGAUGAUAUUGUGGACGCGUCACAAACUCGCAGAGGCAAGGAGUGUUGGUACCUGCACAGCGAUGUUGGACUCGGGGCAGUCAAUGACUGUGGACUCCUACUGACCUGUGCCGUAGAAGUAAUGGACCUCUACUUCGGAAAGGAACCCAUUUUUGCCGAUUUAAUAAAAAUUACUAAUGGGACUCUGUUGCAGACAUCAGUAGGACAGUAUUUAGACUGCUCAUCUGGCUACACCAAGGAGAAGAAUAACCUUGACAAGUUCACAAUGGAGCUCUUCGAUUCUAUAGCAUACCAGAAGACUGGCAUCUACUCUUUCAAAUUCCCUAUGCUCCUAGCUCUUACACUAGUAAAAGACGGGAAGAGCAGGUACUCAGAAGAAGCAAAUAAGAUAGCUUGGGACCUGGGCAGACUUCUACAAUUUCAGAAUGACUACAAAGACGUGUUCGUCGACGAUAUGAACACAGGGAAGGUAGGCACAGACAUUCAAGAAGGUAAAUUAACCUGGUUUGCUGUAACAGCGCUGCAGCGCUGCACCGAAGGACAACGUUCCAUCUUCAAAGAAAACUACGGCAGUAAAAACCCUGAACAUGUAAAGCGCAUCAAGCAGCUUUUUGAUGAAUUAGAAAUGGAAAAAGUAUACAAAGAGUAUGAAAGUUCUGUGUAUGAAGAUUUAGUUCGUAGAAUUCGGGCUUUGCCAACAAAAGGAGAGACACAAUUUUACUCAGAAAUUUUGGAAGCGUGCUGUAAACAUCUCUAUUGA
Spodoptera littoralis (African cotton leafworm) is the source of this 1140-nucleotide messenger RNA. The record is from the annotation of a GenBank genome assembly. Lineage: Eukaryota; Metazoa; Arthropoda; Insecta; Lepidoptera; Noctuidae.